This is a messenger RNA of Rhinichthys klamathensis goyatoka, 3864 nucleotides long. RefSeq names its product titin-like. Gene Ontology annotation, molecular function: transmembrane signaling receptor activity. The record is from RefSeq and is a predicted model, not a curated record. Bases 1 to 3864 code for a protein of 1287 amino acids. Lineage: Eukaryota; Metazoa; Chordata; Actinopteri; Cypriniformes; Leuciscidae. The transcript is spliced from 15 exons. Gene Ontology annotation, biological process: cell surface receptor signaling pathway.
AUGACUCAUCCACGAACGCUGCUUCUGCAGCUGCCUCAACCAAAACUGUCAAUAGAGUCUGAUUGGGAAACAUUUUACCCAAAUGAAAAAGUGAUUCUGAAGUGUUCAAUCAAUUCAAAUGAAUGGGGCUAUGAAUGGUUUAAAGAUGGAACUCAGCUUUCAGGUAACAAGGAAAUAUCCUUUUCUGGAAACACACUCACAAUCAGCUCAGCAAAAGCGAGUCAUUCAGGACAGUAUACCUGCAGAGGAAAACAUCGUGAGAGAACGCCAGUGACUACAAGACAAGCAGAAGCUUUGCAACUUCAUAUUCAAGAUAACACACCAAAACCAGACAUCAGAAAAGAUCAGUGGUUUGAUUUCUUCUACACUGGGGAGAAAGUCCAGCUUGGUUGUAACAUGCCUGGUGAUGGAUGGGAGUAUGACUGGUAUAAAGGCUCAAAACACUUGAUCAGAGAUCCAACCUUUACUAUCAACUCAGCAUCUCCCUCUAACACUGGUGACUAUCACUGCACAGCAAAGAGAGGAGACUUCUCAGUGGAUAGUGAGACUCUACAAGUGCGAGUUGAAGAGCCGCCUCAACCAAAACUGUCAACAGAGUUUGAUUGGAAAACAUUUUACCCAAGUGAAAAAGUGAUUCUGAAGUGUUCAAUCAAUUCAAAUGAAUGGGGCUAUGAAUGGUUUAGAAACAGAUAUCCGCUUCCAGGUAACAAGGAAAUUUCCUUUUCUGGAAACACACUCUCAAUCACCUCAGCAAAAGCGAGUCAUUCAGGACAGUAUACCUGCAGAGGAAAACAUCGUGAGAGAACGUUAGUGACUACAAGAACAACAGAAGCUUUGCAACUUCGUGUUUAUGAUAACACACCAAAACCAGACAUCAGAAAAGAUCAGCAGUUUGAUUUCUUCUACACUGGGGAGAAAGUCCAGCUUGGUUGUAACAUGCCUGGUGAUGGAUGGGAGUAUGACUGGUAUAAAGGCUCAAAACACUUGAUCAGAGAUCCAACCUUCACUAUCAACUCAGCAUCUCUCUCUGAAACUGGUGUCUAUCACUGCACAGCAAAGAGAGGAGACUUCUCAGUGAAUAGUGAGACUCUACAAGUGCGAGUUGAAGACCCGCCUAAACCAAAACUGUCAAUAGAGUCUAAAUGGAAAACAUUUUACCCAAAUGAAAAAGUGAUUCUGAAGUGUUCAAUCAAUUCAAAUGAAUGGGACUAUGAAUGGUUUAGAAACAGAGAUCAGCUUUCAGGUGAUGAUGACAUUUCCUUUUCUGGAAACACACUCUCAAUCAGAUCAGCAAAAGCGAGUCAUUCAGGACAGUAUACUUGCAGAGGAAAACAUCUGAAGAGAACGCCAGUGACUACAAGACAAGCAGAAGCGUUGCAACUUCAUAUUUAUGAUAGCACACCAAAACCAGACAUAACAAAAGAUCAGUUUGAUUUCUUCUACACUGGGGAGAAAGUCCAGCUUGGUUGUAACAUGCCUGGUGAUGGAUGGGAGUAUGACUGGUAUAAAGGCUCAAAACACUUGAUCAGAGAUCCAACCUUCACUAUCUACUCAGCAUCUCUCUCUGAAACUGGUGUCUAUCACUGCACAGCAAAGAGAGGAGACUUCUCAGUGGAUAGUGAGACUCUACAAGUGCAAGUUGAAGAUCUGCCUGAAGCGCAAGUCAAGUCAGACUGGACAGAAGCGUUUCCUGGUGAAAAAGUGACUUUGCAGUGUGUGAUUCCUAAAUCCGAAAACUGGAUCUAUAUGUGGUUCAUAGGCUCUGAGAGAAUAGUCCCCACUGAUGAAACAAGCAUAAAAGACAACACUCUCACUCUCUCAGUGAAGUCCAGUCAUAAAGGGGACUGGGAGUAUACGUGUCAAGCUGAGCUGAAGGACAGGACGGUGAAAACAGCAAAAAGCGAAUCACAUUCGUUAAGAGUUCAUGAUGGCACACCAAAACCAGACAUCAGAAAAGAUCAGUGGUUUGAGCCCUUCUACACUGGGGAGAAAGUCCAGCUUGUUUGUAACAUGUCUGGUGAGAGAUGGACAUAUGCCUGGUACAAAGGCAAAAAGCAAACAGAACUUCCUAUAACAGGUUCAACCUUUACUAUCAACUCAGCAUCUCCCUCUAACACUAGUGACUAUCACUGCACAGCAAAGAGAGGAGACUUCUCAGUGGAUAGUGAGACUCUACAAGUGCGAGUUGAAGAUCUGCCUGAAGCGCAAGUCAAGUCAGACUGGACAGAAGCGUUUCCUGGUGAAAAAGUGACUUUGCAGUGUGUGAUUCCUAAAUCCGAAAACUGGAUCUAUAUGUGGUUCAUAGGCUCUGAGAGAAUAGUCCCCACUGAUGUAACAAGCAUAAAAGACAACACUCUCACUCUCUCAGUGAAGUCCAGUCAUAAAGGGGACUGGGAGUAUACGUGUCAAGCUGAGCUGAAGGACAGGACGGUGAAAACAGCAAAAAGCGAAUCACAUUCGUUAACGGUUCAUGAUGACACACCAAAACCAGACAUCAGAAAAGAUCAGUGGUUUGAGCCCUUCUACACUGGGGAGAAAGUCCAGCUUGUUUGUAACAUGUCUGGUGAGAGAUGGACAUAUGCCUGGUACAAAGGCAAAAAGCAAACAGAACUUCCUAUAACAGGUUCAACCUUUACUAUCAACUCAGCAUCUCCCUCUAACACUAGUGACUAUCACUGCACAGCAAAGAGAGGAGACUUCUCAGUGGAUAGUGAGACUCUACAAGUGCGAGUUGAAGAUCUGCCUGAAGCGCAAGUCAAGUCAGACUGGACAGAAGCGUUUCCUGGUGAAAAAGUGUCUUUGCAGUGUGUGAUUCCUAAAUCCGAAAACUGGAUCUAUAUGUGGUUCAUAGGCUCUGAGAGAAUAGUCCCCACUGAUGUAACAAGCAUAAAAGACAACACUCUCACUCUCUCAGUGAAGUCCAGUCAUAAAGGGGACUGGGAGUAUACGUGUCAAGCUGAGCUGAAGGACAGGACGGUGAAAACAGCAAAAAGCGAAUCACAUUCGUUAACGGUUCAUGAUGGCACACCAAAACCAGACAUCAGAAAAGAUCAGUGGUUUGAGCCCUUCUACACUGGGGAGAAAGUCCAGCUUGUUUGUAACAUGUCUGGUGAGAGAUGGACAUAUGCCUGGUACAAAGGCAAAAAGCAAACAGAACCUCCUAUAACAGGUUCAACCUUUACUAUCAACUCAGCAUCUCCCUCUAACACUGGUGACUAUCACUGCACAGCAAAGAGAGGAGACUUCUCAGUGGAUAGUGAGACUCUACAAGUGCGAGUUGAAGAUUUGCCUGAAGCCCAAGUCAAUUCAGACUGGACAGAAGCGUUUCCUGGUGAAAAAGUGUCUUUGCAGUGUGUGAUUCCUAAAUCCGAAAACUGGAUCUAUAUGUGGUUCAAGGGCUCCGAAGAAAUAGUCCCCACUGAUGAAACAAGCAUAAAAGACAACACUCUCACUCUCUCAGUGAAGUCCAGUCAUAAAGGGGACUGGGAGUAUACGUGUCAAGCUGAGCUGAAGGACAGGACGGUGAAAACAGCAAAAAGCGAAUCACAUUCGUUAACGGUUCAUGAGCCGCCUCAACCAAAACUGUCAAUAGUUUCUCAAUGGAAAAAAUUUUACCCAAAUGAAAAAGUGACUCUGAAGUGUUCAAUUGAUGGAGACUCAAAAGAAUGGGGCCAUGAAUGGUUUAAAGAUGGACCUCGUGUUUCAGGUAACAAGGACAUUUCCUUUUCUGGAAACACACUCACAAUCAGCUCAGCAAAAGCGAGUCAUUCAGGACAGUACACCUGCAGAGGAAAACAUCUGAAGAGAACGCCAGUGACUACAAGACAAGCAGAAGCUUUGCAACUUCAUAUUCAUGGCAAGUAA